This is a messenger RNA of Lodderomyces elongisporus, 738 nucleotides long. It is a transcript of the gene CDC34, whose product is annotated as SCF E2 ubiquitin-protein ligase catalytic subunit. NCBI's taxonomy places the organism in Eukaryota, Fungi, Ascomycota, Pichiomycetes, Serinales, Debaryomycetaceae. The transcript has a single exon. Bases 1 to 738 code for a protein of 245 amino acids. The record is from RefSeq and is a predicted model, not a curated record. Gene Ontology annotation, molecular function: ubiquitin conjugating enzyme activity. Gene Ontology annotation, biological process: ubiquitin-dependent protein catabolic process; protein polyubiquitination.
AUGAGCUCCAAAUCAGCAGCUGCAAUCUUGCAACGACAAUUUAAAGACCUUACUGACCCCAAAAAACGCAUCCCAUCAUUCCACAUUGAAUUAGACGAUGACAACAUAUUCUUAUGGAAUAUUGGCGUUAUGGUAUUAAACCCAGACUCAUUAUACCACGGAGGCUACUUUAAGGGCCAAAUGAGAUUCCCCCAAGAUUUCCCAUUCAGCCCACCAAGUUUCCGCUUCACACCAGCCAUCUAUCACCCCAAUAUCUACCGAGACGGCAGAUUGUGCAUAUCCAUCUUACACCAGGGAGGCGACCCCACCUCGGACGAACCAGAAAGCGAAACAUGGUCACCAGCACAAACCGUGGAGAGUGUCUUGAUCUCAAUCAUCUCUCUCUUGGAUGACCCAAAUGGAAACUCACCUGCAAAUAUCGAUGCCUCAGUCGAGUUUAGGAAAAACCCAGAAGAAUACAAGAAAAAAGUAUUGAAGGAAGUCGAAAGAAGCAAAAAAGACAUCCCAGAAGACUUUGUCAUGCCAGACGACCAAGUUAACGCAUACGAUAACCAAAUGAACAGACGAGGAGUUGAAGGGUUGAUUGACGAACCAGUAGAUGAAGAUUUUUGGUAUGAUAGCGAAGAAGAAGACGAAGAUGAAGAGAGCUUUGACGAGGAGAGUUUGAUGGAUCACGAAGAAGACGUGGGAGAAGAAGAAGAGGACGAAGAGGAAGAAGUAGACGAAGACAUCAAAUAG